UGCCUUUGAACGGCAACCAAACAGACCCAAUACGGACUUGUAAUUAUUAGAGUUAUUUUAUACAUUUCGUCUCUCUCUCUCUCUCUCCGAUUCUAAGACGAGUCGGUGAAGCCACGGUCGAUGAUAGCUGACGUUAUUUUCUCGAGAAAAUAUGAAAGCCAGAGAAAAUAUAGAGGAUUGAAUUAUACAGAAGACUUGUCAUCACCAAGUAAAUUACAGGUUUGGUUCAUUCACCUUCAGAACAAGUAUAGUAAAUUUUUUGAGGUUUUGUGCUGCAGUCCUUUUGGCAUUCCAUACAAUAUUCAGGCCUUCAUGCAGAAAGGAGCCAUAUUGAUAACUUAAAUUAUAUGAUUCUUUUGUCUGCAAUUUUAUUGGACUACAAUGUCUGUUCCCUGUCAAGAAACAAGUCGAGAUAACCCAAUCGACAAAUACCCUUUGCUCAUGGAGCGGCCAGAGAACCAUGAAAGUCAUGAACAUGUUAUUGACAUAGAAAGGGGUCAUGACGCUUCUUCAUCGGGUUCAUGUCAUAAUGAGUCUCCUCGUGGCUUGAGUCUGCCCGCUGACGAAGGGAGACCAUCAAGUAGUGCCCGGGUUCCUAUAACUCAAACUACUUCAACUUUAUCCAAUGGAUCAAACACUAGGAGUUCCUCACUCUCGAGAAGAGGGGAAGGUUCUGGCCGUCGUCAUCGGAGCCCAUUUAAUACUGUGUUAUGGCUUUCCAUUGAGCUGGUGUUCACUUUAGGCCAAAUUAUUGCUGCCAUUGUUGUAUUGUCAGUGUCAACAAAUGAGAACCCACAAACUCCAUUAUUUGCUUGGAUUGUGGGUUAUGCAGCUGGGUGUGCCGCAAGUCUUCCAAUCCUUUACUGGCGUUAUCUCCACCGCCAUCAAGGUACUGAGCAGGGGUCGACUCAAAUGCGUCAGGGCUCUUCUCAAGGCAACUCUGCAUCAGAACCAAAUUCUUACAUUAAUAUUGCAUUAACUCGGUCCUCAGAUGAGGAAGAUCGUCAGAAUACAUCUAGAGGGACUUGGAAUGGUCAAACAAUGGAAGCUCCAAAUGCUAGGCUCAGUGUACUAAUGGACCACUUUAAGAUGGCCUUGGAUUGCUUCUUUGCAGUGUGGUUUGUAGUCGGCAAUGUAUGGAUUUUUGGAGGCCACUCGUCUUCUUCUGAUGCUCCCAACUUGUAUAGAUUAUGUAUUGUGUUCCUUACCUUUAGCUGUAUUGGGUAUGCUAUGCCCUUCAUUUUAUGCGCAUUAAUAUGCUGCUGCUUGCCUUGCAUUAUUUCAAUCUUGGGUGUCCGUGACGAUAUGAAUCGAAUGAGAGGAGCCAGUGAAGAAAUCAUUAAUGCUCUGCCAACAUACAAAUUUAAGUUAAAAAAAGGUGGAAGCAGCAAUAGCAGAGCAUGUAAUUCAGGAGUUGAUGAAGGUGGUUUUAUAGCAGUAGGAACGGAAAAGGAGCGUGCCAUUUCUGGGGAAGAUGCUUUAUGUUGUAUUUGCUUGGCAAAAUAUGCCGAUAAUGAUGAGAUGAGGGAGCUUCCUUGUGCACAUUUCUUCCAUAUGGAAUGCGUGGAUAAAUGGCUGAAGAUCAAUGCUUCAUGUCCCCUUUGCAAAUAUGAGAUCGGUGAGAGCAAUGAGAUCUUGGCAGCUACAGUAGAUUCCAGUCAGCAAACGUGAAGUGGUCAAGGAUUUAAAUUACUGGGGAUGUUAUGCAAUCAGUCUGGAAUUCUCUAGCCUUUUGAAUGGGGAGAAGUUCUCUUGGACUGAUUCUUGACCUAUUUUUUGGCCAUCAAGUCGGGUGUUGUACAGAGUCAAAUCAAGAGUCUUCGACAAGCUUAUAUGAUAAAUUGUAUUUCAAUUGAAAUUUAUAAAUGAAAAUACAAGAUUGAAGGUUGUGAAAUUCA
Cornus florida is the source of this 1898-nucleotide messenger RNA. RefSeq names its product E3 ubiquitin-protein ligase At1g63170-like. Bases 382 to 1671 code for a protein of 429 amino acids. The record is from RefSeq and is a predicted model, not a curated record. The transcript is spliced from 5 exons. Gene Ontology annotation, molecular function: zinc ion binding. Lineage: Eukaryota; Viridiplantae; Streptophyta; Magnoliopsida; Cornales; Cornaceae.